UGCAUUUUUUUGAUGGAUCAACAUGUUCAAGUUGUAGAAUUUAUCGAUGAUGAAGAAAUUCUUAAGAAAAAGAGAAAGAAACAAUCUUUGCGAGCUCGAUAUGUUUAUGGUUUCGUUUUCUUCGCAACAAAUAUAUUAGCAUGGGUUCUUCGGGAUUAUGGAAACAUUGUUUCGGAUGAGCUACAUUACUUAAGAAUUUGUCGAAAAAAGGAAGAAGAUUGUUCUCAUUCGAAAGGCGUGCUUCGAGUGAGUUUGGGAUGUUUUAUAUUUUUCUCAUUCAUGUUUUUUACCACAUUGGGAACAAGAAAGUUGAAUCAAAUUAGGAAUUCAUGGCAUUCAAAUUGGUGGAUUCUGAAAUUGGUUUUGUAUCUUCUUUCAGUAAUGGUUUCAUUUCUGAUCCCUGACGUGUAUAUUCAUAUUUACGGUGAAAUAGCUACGUAUCGGUGCCGGGUAAUUUUGAUUUUACAUGCAUUCCUUUUUUUAAUUUAUUGA
Molecule: messenger RNA, 492 nt
Organism: Dioscorea cayenensis subsp. rotundata (Guinea yam)
Lineage: Eukaryota; Viridiplantae; Streptophyta; Magnoliopsida; Dioscoreales; Dioscoreaceae
Product: membrane protein TMS1-like
Exons: 5
Coding region: 13-492 (159 amino acids)
Cellular component (GO): membrane
Source: RefSeq, a predicted model, not a curated record